This is a messenger RNA of Olea europaea var. sylvestris, 1007 nucleotides long. RefSeq lists its product as uncharacterized. The record is from RefSeq and is a predicted model, not a curated record. Lineage: Eukaryota; Viridiplantae; Streptophyta; Magnoliopsida; Lamiales; Oleaceae. Bases 28 to 792 code for a protein of 254 amino acids. The transcript has a single exon.
UCCAUCGUAAGAACUAAGAAAAGACAGAUGAGGUUUCAAGAUAAGCAAAAUUUUAGCCACCACCAUAUUUUGAUUUCCCUCCAACUUGAUGAAGGAGAGGAGAUUAAAUGCAAAGGCUGUGAUCAGAUUAUAGUCGAACCUUUUCAUGGCUGCCUAUCCUGCAACUUCUACCUCCAUAACCAUUGCAUGAAUGCACCUCGUUCUCUUCAACACCCCUCUCAUCCUUCUCAUCCAUUGUCCCUUCUCCCAUUCCCAACUUACUGCUGCCGAUCGUACACUUGCGAUGCAUGUGGAUCUGAAGGCAGAGCCUUUGGUUUCAGUUGUUCCCAUUGCGAAUUUGAUCUUCACGUAAAAUGUGCCACUUUGCCUAGUACCAUACUUCUUGAAAACCACACUCAUGAAUUAAAACUGGUUUUUGGAUCGCCUUAUGAGGAUAAAAGCACUGUAUUUGCCUGUGAUUUGUGUCGGGGAAUCAUGCAGAAUAACUUCUGGCUGUACUAUUGUGAAGAUUGUGAUUUUGCGGGGCAUUUAGACUGCGCAACUUCUAAGGGGUGCUCCAAGGAAGAAGAAUCACGAAAACCAGCUGAUGACGAUGCAGCAGCAAAGGAAAGAUCCAACGUUAACCAAGUAGAUUUCGAGAAUCAAACACAAGAAUCGGAAAUGUCGAUUUUUGAGGCCCAAAGGAAACUGAGAGAACAGCAUAUUGCACAUAAAAUAAUGCUUGAAGCACUUGAUAAUGCUGGUGACUAUGUAGGGUCAGGAUCAUCGUAUACGAGGACGUACUAUUACUAACAACAAGCAUUCAUGAACAAAUCAUCAUCAUGGGUUGGGAGGAAGUUUGCUUUAAUUUUUUUGUUAUUGUUUUCAUUUCGAAGCUGAAAUAAAGCUGUCAAAUCUAAAUAGACCGCGAAAAUUCAUAUUAAGUAUUGAAUCUUCUGAAAGGUGGAUCACAACAGAGUAUUGGUGCAAGUUGAUUGGUCUAGAGAAUGUGACUUGGAUUGUGCUAG